This is a messenger RNA of Mucor mucedo, 1041 nucleotides long. RefSeq lists its product as uncharacterized. The transcript has a single exon. NCBI's taxonomy places the organism in Eukaryota, Fungi, Mucoromycota, Mucoromycetes, Mucorales, Mucoraceae. The record is from RefSeq and is a predicted model, not a curated record. The coding region runs from base 144 to 836 and encodes 230 amino acids.
GUUUCUCCUUUCCCUUUAUUAUUAUUAUCCCACCUCUCUCUCUCUCUCUCUCUCUCUCUUUCUUUCUUUCUUUCGCCCUCCCUUCUUUCUUCUUCCCGUCUAUUGUACUAUUUUAGUACAAGGUAGUAUUUAGAGGAACAUCAAUGAUCUUUUCAAAGCCUUUCAGCAUCCUUUUAUUGUUGGCAUGUCUUAUAUCCAUUGUAUUUGCACAGACAUUGUCCAUUACAUCCAGUAGUUUAGUAAGCAACACUAGUACUACAGAGACUGCUACCGAAACAAGUCUGAGUAGCAAUCCGAGCAGCACAGUUACGAGUAUCCCAACCACUACCAGUACUAGUAAUUUAUCUACAGAAGUUACGGAUAUAGGCACUGAGCCAUCAACGACCUCUACUGCUAACAGUCCCAGCAGCAGCAAUAAUAUCAACAGCAGCAGCAGCAGCAGCAGCAGCAGCAGUAUCACUACGUCCACGACAAGUGGUAGUAAUAACAAUGCAAAUGCACUUCCCACAGUGCAGACCCCAGGCUGGAAUUCAAAUGGAAAUAACGAAAAUGUGAACCAGCAGAGCUGGCUUAGACAACACAAUAGAUUUGUAUUUGUUAUUUUCCUUGGACUGAUAUUUCUAUCUGUCUUGAUUUGGUACAUUGUUCGUAGUGUAAAAGGGAUGCGUAAGAGAUUAGAACAAGAGAAUCAAGCACAACUUUACAUGAUGCAACAAGCUACUUCGCCUCCUCCUCCUCCUCUUCAACAUGCGCAACAACAAAGAAGUGAUCGUGUCAUUCCAGAAUUAACACAAACUCCUCCACCCGCUUAUAAAGAAGAACAUAGACCAUCCUAAUCUUUUUUUUUUUUUAUUUUUUUUAUUAUAAUAUAUAUAUAGUCUAUUUGAUAUCGUUGUUUUUUUUUUCAUUAUAUAUAGAGUUUAUUUAAAACUCCUUUUCUUUCUCCCCCUUUUUUUUUUUUCUAUAAUAUAACGAUGUAAUAUAUUUCAUAGCAAAUAAUAAUAAUUCUUAUUUCACUUCUUUAAAUAGAAGCUUUUUUUA